This is a messenger RNA of Anthonomus grandis grandis, 2257 nucleotides long. Its product is annotated as mitochondrial intermediate peptidase. Bases 95 to 2185 code for a protein of 696 amino acids. Gene Ontology annotation, molecular function: metalloendopeptidase activity. Gene Ontology annotation, cellular component: mitochondrion. Gene Ontology annotation, biological process: peptide metabolic process. NCBI's taxonomy places the organism in Eukaryota, Metazoa, Arthropoda, Insecta, Coleoptera, Curculionidae. The transcript is spliced from 3 exons. The record is from RefSeq and is a predicted model, not a curated record.
UAUAAUUGUCAAACAGUUUUAAGGUUAUGUCACUGUUUUUAUUUCAAGUAAAUAAAACAUUUAUUUAUUCUCCUCUUUUCCAAAUGAAUUAAUAAUGUUUUGGCCCCUGUUAGCGAAAAAACCCAUGAAUAUAUGGGCCCCGUUGAGAGCAAAAGUCUCAAUUUGGUCCCCCUUGGCAGAAGCGUUCAAUACCCGUCCCAUACCGAAAAUAAGUUUGCGUAGUAAAGAUGUGGGGCUCUUUGGGGUGCCCGAGCUUACCACCCAUCACGGUUUUUACGAUAUAAAAGACAAAUGCGUCCAAAAAACAAAUAAUUUAAUAGAUGAGGCGUUAAAUGGGUCUAGGACUCGUAAAAUGGUAGAAAUAUUUGAUGAAAUAUCAGACAGUUUAUGUCAAGUGGCUGAUUUAGCUGAAUUUAUACGGUUGGCACAUCCAAAUUCCCAGUACAGUUAUGCAGCUCAAGUUGCUUGCGGUACAGUUAGUGGUAUAGUGGAGAAACUCAACACUAAUGUAGAAUUAUAUCAAAUAUUAAAAACAGCUGUGCGAAGAGGUGAUUUGGUAGCAACCACUACCAUAGACAACCAUGUGGGUGAGUUAUUUUUAUUUGAUUUCGAACAGUGUGGUAUACAUUUAUCCAUGGAGAAUCGGAAUAAAGUGGUAGCACUAAAUGAUGAUAUUUUAAAUUUGGGACAGCAAUUUGUUGCUGGUACUGCAAGCCCUCGCCUCAUUAAAAAAGAUAUUAUAUCACAAAAUAUUCGACACCUGUUUAUGUUAGAUGGAGACACCAUUAUUAUUAAUGGUCUCUACACUGACUCUAAUAACCCUGUUGCAAGAGAAAUGGCUUAUAAAAUCUUUUUACACCCAGAUCCUGACCAAGACAGGCUUUUAACUAAUCUAUUAUUAUCCCGAGACCAGCUUGCCAAGCUAUGUUGCUUCAAUUCCUAUGCUGAAAGGGCUUUGAAGGGGGCCACUAUUGACACACCCCAAAAUGUCAAACAAUUCUUAAAUAAUCUUAACACAGGAAUAUGGGACAAAGCCCAGAAUGAUUUUGAACAUAUGAACAAAAUGAAGCAGAAUGAAGCUUUUGUUCAAGGAAAAUUAGCCUCUUGGGAUGUGCCAUAUUAUACACAAACAGCCAAGAAAGAAUGGUUUAGGGUCUCGGCCAAGGAAUACUCACCAUAUUUCUCUUUGGGGGCUUGCAUGGAUGGACUUAACAUGCUCUUUCAAUCUUUAUAUGGGAUUCAGCUCAUUAAUACAGAAGUGGCACCAGGGGAGUGUUGGUUUUCUGAUGUGUACAAGUUAUCAGUGGUACAUGAGAAGGAGGGCUUAUUAGGCUACAUUUACUGUGAUCUCUAUGAACGGAGCGGAAAACCCAAUCAAGACUGUCAUUUUACCAUAAGAGGGGGCAAACAACUAUCAGAUGGUUCCUAUCAAUUGCCUAUAGUGGUUCUAAUGCUUAAUUUGCCCUCCCCAAGAUGGUCCAGCCCCUCAUUGCUAUCCCCAAAUAUGGUUGACAACUUAUUUCAUGAAAUGGGACAUGCCAUGCAUUCUAUGUUAGGCCGCACCCAGUACCAACACGUUACAGGUACCAGAUGCAGCACGGACUUCGCAGAAGUACCUUCCAUCCUGAUGGAGUACUUCGCUUCCGACCACAGGGUUCUAAAACAUUUCGCCCGUCAUUUCCAAACCAAACAACCGAUGACAGACGAGAUGUUGGACCGACUGUGCGCCUCCAAGCAUUUAUUCACUGCUAGCGAGACUCAGUUACAAGUAUUUUACGCCGCACUUGACCAAGAGUACCACGGAGGUCAUCCUCUAAAAGGUUCCACCAUAGAUGUACUAGAAACGGUACAAAAUCAGUACUAUGGAUUGCCCUAUGUGCCGAACACGGCCUGGCAUUUGAGAUUUAGUCAUUUGGUCGGUUACGGGGCGAAAUACUAUUCUUACCUGGUGUCCAGAGCGGUGGCUCACCUGAUUUGGAAGACUUACUUUGAAGCAGAUCCUCUGAGUAGGGCUAGCGGGGAGAAAUAUAGGAGGGAAUGUUUGUCUCAUGGGGGCGGGAAGAAUCCUAAGAAGCUUGUUGGUGAUUUCUUGGGGAUUGACCCUACUCCCGACGCGUUCGCAAAGGCGCUUAUUGAUGAGAUUGAACACCAUCAGAGUCAGGUUGAUUUGGUGGUGAAGCGGUGAUCUCGGUUAUGAAUAUGGUUAUUUAUUAUUUAUUUUUUAAGUCUUUAUUCUAAUAAAGCGCUGUAAAGUACG